CGCGCGCGCACGUGUAUCUAAACAUGUAAUAAAAUAUAUAAAACAAUAAAAAGUUUAAUUUCACGUUCGCGUUAUUAAAUAUAUAUAUGUGUGUGUAUGUUUUGAGUUUAACCUUAGCAUUUAUACGUAAUCGUAUACGUAUCGUUGACAGUACAUUAUCGGUAUAUAUUAUACGUAAUGCCAUUGUUUUCGAACAAGUUCUCUCCUAAAAAGACUCCUACAAGAAAAGUGGGAGUUUUUUUAGCGAACAAGAAUUUUAGUCCAAAACGUAUAGAAAAAGAACUCGGUCCUAAUAUUGGUCCUAUACGUUUAAAAUUGGGAGAUCAAGAAACUGUCUUCGAAUCUGGUUCAUGGAUUCCAGAAUCAGGCAAAAUCGGAGGCACAUAUAAAGAAAAUGAGAAAUUAAAAAAGGAAAUAAAGAGAUUGGAAGAUGAGAAUAAUUUAUUGAAAUUAAAAUUUGAAGUACUUCUUGAUAUGUUAACACAAACAACAGCAGAAUGUCAUUCGCAGAAGGAACAACUAAACAAAUUGAAACAGAUGUUACCAUAUGAUAAAGGCAGAGACUCUUGAUAUGAAGAUACAUUAUUAUAAUUCAUUUUUUUUCAUGUCAUAUUAAAUUUUGGAUUUAAUUAAA
This is a messenger RNA of Apis mellifera (honey bee), 634 nucleotides long. RefSeq names its product protein chibby homolog 1 (gene Cby). The transcript is spliced from 3 exons. The record is from RefSeq and is a predicted model, not a curated record. Bases 178 to 570 code for a protein of 130 amino acids. NCBI's taxonomy places the organism in Eukaryota, Metazoa, Arthropoda, Insecta, Hymenoptera, Apidae.